Molecule: messenger RNA, 2777 nt
Organism: Alosa alosa (allis shad)
Lineage: Eukaryota; Metazoa; Chordata; Actinopteri; Clupeiformes; Clupeidae
Gene: ccn1l2
Product: cellular communication network factor 1, like 2
Exons: 5
Coding region: 354-1505 (383 amino acids)
Biological process (GO): signal transduction
Cellular component (GO): extracellular region
Molecular function (GO): protein binding
Source: RefSeq, a predicted model, not a curated record
AGCUGGGUGGCACUGGGAGCUUAGCUUUGGAGAGGGGAGAAGCCAGAGAGAGACAGAGAGAAGCUGACUGGUGCACAUCUCAGUGCACGCACUUAAGACCCCUGACUGGCUUCAGACACAUACUGAGAGACAGACAGAGAGAGUGCAGACACACAGUGAAGAGACACUGUUAGCUUAUUGUUUAGCUAGACUAACUUUUUCUGAUACAUUUUUGGACAUAAGAUCUUCAGUGAAGCUGUUGAGAAUUGCUACGGAUUUUUCAUGCUUUAGCACCGGAUCACUAAAAGCUAUCGUUUGGAUCUCUACAUCACUUCUGGAAAAUUAGUAUAUUUUUGACAAAAUCAACCAGAGGGAUGUUUUUCAUGGAGAAUUUGACAAGGAAGAUGCUCAACAUUGCUUUCUUGAUGUAUUGUGGCUCAGCAUUGCUGGUGGAGGGCGCCUGCCCGGCCCAGUGCUCCUGCUCCACCUCCCCGCCGGCCUGCCCGCUGGGCGUUAGCUGGGUGACGGACGCUUGCGGCUGCGGCUGCCGGGUGUGCGCGCAGCAGUUCAACCAGGACUGCGGCCCCGACCUGCCCUGCGACCACAUCAAGGGCCUGCACUGCCACCUGGGGGCCGGGGGUGACCCUGAGCGAGGCCUGUGCCGAGCCCAGGCCCAGGGUCGGCCGUGCGAGUUCACUGGACGCGUUUACCAGCACGGCGAGGACUUCCAGCCCAGCUGCCAGCACCAGUGCAGCUGCAUGGACGGCGUGGUGGGCUGCAUGCCCUUGUGCCUGCACCAGGUGCCUCUGCCCGACUGGCGCUGCGCCAGCCCUCGACUGGCCACGCCGGCCGGUCGCUGCUGCCAGGAGUGGGUGUGCAACGACAGCAACCACAUCAGCGAGGAGCCGCGGGAGCCUGAGCACACGUCUCUCCCUACAAACCACAUCAGCAAGCACCUCCCGACACAGCAGCGCUCAAGCACCAGCCUCUCCUUCCAGGAGUGGCUGUCUCUGCCCACAUCUCGUCUGAUAGUGUCCCAGACCUCCUGUUUCCCACAGACCACUGAUUGGUCGGAGUGCUCGGCCACAUGUGGCUUUGGCGUCUCCAGCCGAGUCACCAAUGAGAACCCAGAGUGCCGCCUGGUCAAAGAGACACGGUUUUGCCAGAUUCGGGAGUGUGGUGUGACUGCUAGUGUCAAGAAAGGGAAGAAGUGCCGGCGGACCGUGCGGCCUCGGGAACCAGUGAGCAUCACGUUCGCCGGCUGCACCACAAUCCGGCGCUACCGGCCGCGCACCUGCGGCUCCUGCGUCGAUGGCCGCUGCUGCCGUCCCACGCAGAGUCGCACAGUGCGCCUGCGCUUCCAGUGCCCCGACGGCGAGAAUGUUAACCGCAACGUCAUGUGGGUCCAGCGUUGCCGCUGCAGCCGGAGCUGCCCGUCCUCCAACGAUGGCGAUGACGGGGCCGGGCCCUCGGUCAGCCUCCACAACGACAUCCACACCUUCCAGGGAUCGCCAUCACUGGAGUGAAAGCCAAUCCGUCCAGCCACCCAACCCUCAACCCAACCCUGCAUUAGGAUGGGAGCCUGGCUUGCCUCCCUCUGUGACUGAUGUAUGACCAGAAGGUCCACCAUUGCGCACCAGACCACCCGCAGUGGAGGUGCUGCCUCUUGUGUGGUCGAUCACUUCUCCACAGACUUAAGAGAGAGCACUGGCCUUCAUCAAGUGUCAGGAUCAGCCCUCUUCCCCUCCCUCUCCCCUCCUCCCCCAACUAAGCUAACCUUCGAUAAUAUGUUUAGAUGAUCUGCUUGCACUUUACGUUUCCUACCAUUUGGACGUUCUUCCCCCUCCCUCCCUCCCUUCUUCCCUUCCCUCCCUCGCCUUUUGUGGAAUGUUUGCCAUGUGGAGUUCUACCAUCUGUAGCUGGACUCUGCACUGCACAACUAAGUGCUGACACUUCACAGACAUAACCUGCUAUCUAUGGAGACAGUUCUGAGUUGCAACACAUUGCUGUUGAACCAAUGAAUGGCAAACUCGACAUCAGAUGAGAUGUGUCUGUUACAUAUUACUGUUGUUUCUUUUGGUCCGACUCUCUUCUAAUUUAUUGGUCUUAAUUUUUGAGUACCUCCAACACUGGAGGAAAAGCAGAAUACUUAGGUAUUUGUAGACUUCCCAUCAGCUUGGAUGGGUAAAUAUUGAAGUGCACUAACAUCCCUUUCUUAGUUGAUCUCCACUGUGGUGUUGACAGGUGAUUUUGGUCUUGAAUGUGCAUUUGAAUGGAAGGCUGAUGAUUGCUUUGAAUACACAACAGAUUUGGAGAUCCAUAAGUAUACUGACUCAUUUGUUAAUUGUUUCUGUCUGUUCAGUGCAUACAGUUCUCUAAUUAUCGACCAUUGUUGGCACUGCACUGCCUUCUGAUGUGAGUGUGUGAAUCCGGCAUAUACGUGCGUGUUUGUGUAUGUGUAUGUGUUUUUUGUGUCGGUGACAGAGUGAAGUCAAGACAAUGAAAAGGGAUGAUAGACAAGUUGAAUGAGAGAAGUAAAAAAAAUAACAGAAAGAGUCUGUGUGUUUUAUUAGAACUUUCAAUGUACAUAUACAAACUUCAUUCAGUGGAGUGACGAUAUUUGGAAAUCGCUUCAUUUUUCGGGGCGUGCUUGGGAUCUGACUCUAAAUUCUGAUGCUUUACAGGCUCUCAUCCUGGAGUGAGGAUUUUAUUUGUGUAUUUAUGACUUCUAUUUAGUUUUGUAAUAAAUUGUGUCUUUGAUGUGUGACAAGCACAUCACAUUAAAACAUAUACAAAAG